CCUCACAUAUUUUAUGUUUUGGUAAUGACGAAAUAAGAGAAAAAACAUAAAAUCAGAAAGUAAUCAAAUUUUAAAUUGUUUCCCAUCUACUACAAAAUAUGGCAAAUCUCACUUGUAAACUAGGCGUUUUGAGUAGGCCCGAUGGUUCAGCAAUGUUAUGUGAAGAUGAAACUACAGUCCUUGUGGGAAUAUAUGGUCCAGUAGAAGUCAAAAUGCAAAAAAUACAAAUCGACAAAGCUUCUGUUGAAUGCCAUUAUCGACCCAAGAGUGGAGCACCAGCUGUUGGUGACAGAUUGUUUGAAUCACUCAUAAGGAAUAUAUGUGAGGCAUCUCUGGUAGCAUCUCUCUAUCCCCGUUCUGCAGUUCUGGUAACAAUUCAAGAAAUGCACAACAGUGGAUCUUUAGUAUCCUGUGCAGUGAAUGCAGCCUGCAUGGCAUGCCUAAAUUCAGGGAUUGAUAUGAAAUGUAUGUUUGCUGCAGUUACCUGUUUCCUUACCAAAGCAGAAGAACUCACUCUAACACCCCCCAGAAAUGAAAAAGAUAUCAAGGCACUGUUUGUAUUUGUUUUUGACAACAACAAAGGAAGAAUUAUAGCCUCUCACACAGAAGGAUGCUUCUCACAGGAACAAUUUGAAGAAGCAAUAAGUUUGAGCAAGGAAGAAAGCAAUAAUGUGUUUAUAUUUUAUAAAAAGACAUUGUUGGAUGAGAAGUAGUAAAAAUAUUGUUGG
Molecule: messenger RNA, 728 nt
Organism: Phaedon cochleariae (mustard beetle)
Lineage: Eukaryota; Metazoa; Arthropoda; Insecta; Coleoptera; Chrysomelidae
Source: the annotation of a GenBank genome assembly